Molecule: messenger RNA, 1623 nt
Organism: Rhinocladiella mackenziei CBS 650.93
Lineage: Eukaryota; Fungi; Ascomycota; Eurotiomycetes; Chaetothyriales; Herpotrichiellaceae
Exons: 2
Coding region: 1-1623 (540 amino acids)
Source: RefSeq, a predicted model, not a curated record
AUGGCAUACGAAUAUCAGGAACAAUAUCUCAGAUGUCCCUAUUGCCCUUUUGGCAGCCAUGAGUUUGACCAACUUGACAGACACGUGCAACGAGCGCAUCUUGGCGAUCAGCGGACAGAGAGUAGAAAAUCUCGGCCUGAACCACAUCGGAAUCCUGAUAAUGUCGAAUUGAGCGACUUCGAGUUGGCCCAACUACUUGCUUUUGAGGAGGCUGGACUUCCUCCAGAACUUGCUUUGCCUGACCGUCCCAAUGUUCCUGCCAGUGUUCUUGCUGGAAGAUCGGAAGCGACGGCAAAGACUCCAAUACCUCCCUCUCCCUCUCGCUCUCCUUCUGGCUCCCGCUCUCGCUCUCGCUCUGCCUCUGCCUCUGCCUCUGAUUCUAAAGAUGACGAACGAUGGGUUGAAUGUCACUGCGGUGAACAUGUUCAAUUUAUCGAGCUGGAUGCACACUCCGAUAUGCAUGCUCAAGAGAAUGUCUCAAUGGAUGAGGCUGACCUACCUUCUGACGUUGCGCUGUCGAGCCCUCCAUCCACCGAAGAGCCACCACUACUCGAUUCUUUUAACACCAACGCACCUAGAGCUCUCCGGAAUUAUGAUCAAUUGCAUCCUAAGACCCUUCCCAGUAGCGUCAAACGACGAGGUCCUUCCCUCAAGGAUAUUCUCCUGGGUAGUCCUGCGUCGCCAAAGAGAAAGUCACCCUAUAAAGCGGUAUCUUCAAAAGCUGGCAAGACGAGACGCUUGGGGAGAGCCGAAUUAGGUCCAUAUGCACAUGAACAUCAGAUGCCCAGUUGGUUGCGGCGAAUGCUCGAAGAGGGCGCCAAGGUCACCAUCACUAACAGGAUCACGCCGAACGGUCACCUGAUUCGAAUUGAGACUAUCGCCAAUGAAACCCCGGACCUAGUACCAGUUCUUGCGCGCCUGUCUCAACUGGAUCGAACAGUGGAACGUGCAUUUUACUGCAGUCCAUCGGUGCGUCAUGUCUGCAAAAUGCCAAAGGAAGGUGGUUUCUGUGGUUACCGAAAUAUUCAAAUGAUGGCAUCGUACAUUCGUGACGCCAAUGCUACUGGUGCCGAACAUUUCCGUGGACGGCUACCGUCAAUUUUGAAACUUCAAGAUAUGAUCGAAAACGCUUGGGAUAUGGGUUUCAAUUCAGGCGGACGAAUUGAAACGGGAGGAAUCAGGUAUACCCGGAAGUAUAUCGGUACUCCCGAAGCACAGGCAUUAUUCAUGAGUCUCGACAUCCCCUGUGAGGCGACUGCAUAUGCCACUACUGAUGAUGUCGCGGCCUCUGAGACAAUGCUCCGCGCCGUGUGUGAAUACUUUGAUGAUGAACAAACCAAUGACAAUCUUGAUAAAGUGGUCAUCACAGACAAGCCACCGAUUUACUUCCAGCAUCAGGGCCAUUCCAUGACCAUUGUCGGCGUGGAAAGCAGAUACGAUGGAAUGAUUAAUCUGGCUGUUUUCGAUCCAAUGUUCAACCCAAGUCCUGCUCUGAAGAGACUGGGGUUUAUGGGCAUAGAUUCCUUCAGGUGUGCUGAACCUGAAAAGCUCCUCAAGGCACAUCGACGAGGGGAACGGUAUCUGGAGAAAUAUCGGGACUUCGAAUUGCUGAAGCUGACAUGA